GGUGAGCCUCUCUUACCAACAUCCAUUUCAACUGACAAAAACUCAUCCAUUUCAGCUGAUAAAAACUAGGGUGUGCUUCCUUUCAAAACUUGAGCCUCUAGAAUCCUCAAGCAGUGGGGCAAGCGUAAGCUUCUCUUUGAUUUGCUAUAUUUCUCACCCAAAUUGAACAGGGGUGGCAAGAAGGGACAAAAACAAAUUAAAGCGGGUAGGACCAAUCGAGAAGGUGGAAGUAGUUCUACUGAUGUCUCCCUCAAACCGAAUGUGGAAAUUGUCUGACUGAACAACUGGACAAGAGUGACGUUUGUUGAGUUAUUCUUAGACAUGCAAAGGACCAAACUUCUCGAGAUGAUGCGGGUUUGGAUGUAAAUUCUGAAGCAACUAUGUUGGGGAUUGGGAAGGAAUUGGGUUUGACGAAUUCUGAAUCGGACGAGGCAACGUUGUUAUUUUUCUUAAAUCAGAUUAAAUCUUAUCAGGUUCAUCGCUCUAAUGCUGCAAUUUGAUUUGCUCUGUCAUUGGGUGCUGCUGGUCUCUUUAUUAUUGUUAUUUUUUUUAUUCUUGGGGUUUUUGAAACUGACUUGUUUGUCAAUGAAUCGAAGUCCACUUUAUAUUGAGACAAAAGCAAACCAUCGUCGUGGCCUUGCUCUUUCACCGUAAACCCUUAGGAGAGAUUUUCUUAGCACCAAAACAAGAACUGAAGGACACGAGUACACUGGAAUGUCGUUGUCGUUUACUUUGAAGCAACCGUCUUAGCGAAGACAAUGGCCAUCGCCACCGCAGUGAUCUCUUUGAAGCUCAUCACCAGUCGCAGGCUUCAGCCUAAAAAUCAUACUCCGAUUCUUGCCCAAAAUCGGCCCUUCAAGGUCUCAUGCUGUGUUCUUCACAAUCCAAGCUCUCUCCAUACUCAUUUUCAGAAACUCGUCGAUGAAUUUGACCCUCGUAUUCCGAUAGAGAAAGCCCUGACUCCUCCCAGAUCCUGGUACACCGACCCUUCAUUUUACGAUUAUGAGCUCCAUCGUGUCUUCUAUGGAGGAUGGCAGGCUGUUGGAUUCACUGAACAGAUAAAGGAUCCUCGUGACUUUUUCACAGGAAGAUUUGGAAAUGUAGAAUUUCUUGUGUGUCGAGAUGAUGAUGGCAAGGUUCAUGCGUUUCACAAUGUGUGCCGCCAUCAUGGCUCUCUUCUUGCAUCGGGAAGUGGGAAAAAGUCUUGCUUUGUAUGCCCUUACCAUGCUUGGACUUAUGGUUUAGAUGGAGCACUUCUUAAAGCAACUCGAAUAACAGGAAUGCAAAAUUUCAAUGUAAAUGAGUUUGGGCUUAUUCCACUAAAUGUAGCUACUUGGGGGCCAUUUGUUCUUCUCAGUGUGGGCAAAGAGAAUUCACCUCAUCACGAAGUUGAUGGCAAUAUGGUGGAAAAUGAAUGGCUUGGUAGCUGUUCUGAUACACUGAAAACCAAUGGAGUUGAUUCUUCUUUGAGUCAUGUUUGUAGACGUGUAUACAAUAUUGAAUGCAACUGGAAGGUGUUUUGCGACAACUACUUGGAUGGUGGCUACCAUGUUCCAUAUGCACAUAAAGAUUUGGCAUCUGGUUUGAAGCUUGAUUCUUACUCCACCAUAAUAUACGAAAAGGUCAGUAUCCAAAGAUGUGAAGGUGGCUCAGCUGGAAGUGAAGAUGAUUUUGGUCGGCUUGGAUCAAAAGUUUUAUAUGCUUUCAUUUAUCCUAAUUUCAUGAUUAACAGAUAUGGGCCUUGGAUGGAUACCAACCUUGUGCUGCCUCUCGGACCCAGAAAAUGCCAAGUGAUAUUUGACUACUUUAUUGAAGCUCAUCACAAGGAUGACAAAGCUUUCAUUGAAAGGAGUCUAGUAGAUAGCGAAAGAGUACAGAUGGAGGAUAUUAAGCUUUGUGAAGGCGUUCAGAGUGGUCUUGAAUCUCUAGCAUAUUGUAGCGGUAGAUAUGCUCCCACAGUUGAGAAAGCUAUGCAUCAUUUCCACCAAUUGCUUCAUGAUAAUCUUAAAAUGUGAGUGUCCUGAUGCCUUAAUCAUAAGUUUCAUGUUCAGUAUCAAGUACAAAUCAUGCACUCACAAGCUUAGACAAGAUCUUCAAGUACUCAGUCCGCCCAUUUUUGUAAAUGAAUAUCAAGUACAUCAAGUUUUUGGUCCUUGGUUUUAUACAAGGGAUUUGAAUUCCACAUC
Molecule: messenger RNA, 2186 nt
Organism: Hevea brasiliensis (rubber tree)
Lineage: Eukaryota; Viridiplantae; Streptophyta; Magnoliopsida; Malpighiales; Euphorbiaceae
Product: choline monooxygenase, chloroplastic
Exons: 10
Coding region: 759-2015 (418 amino acids)
Molecular function (GO): 2 iron, 2 sulfur cluster binding; iron ion binding
Source: RefSeq, a predicted model, not a curated record